Messenger RNA from Branchiostoma belcheri (Belcher's lancelet), 3793 nucleotides. RefSeq names its product biorientation of chromosomes in cell division protein 1-like 1. The transcript is spliced from 7 exons. Bases 1 to 3711 code for a protein of 1236 amino acids. The record is from RefSeq and is a predicted model, not a curated record. Lineage: Eukaryota; Metazoa; Chordata; Leptocardii; Amphioxiformes; Branchiostomatidae.
AUGGUGAUGCUGAGUGGUUUUGUACCAGUUCUGUGGUAUACCUCCUCGUUGCUUCUAACCGAGGGACUUGGGCAGUCAGACAGUGUAGAGACGGAGGUCGAAGUUCAGACAGAGAAAGAGACAAGACCCAGUGAUGACACAGACCUGUUCUUUGUGGACAACUCAAAAGAUGAAGACACGGCAGCACAGAUGGGAACAGGUGAUCCAGAUCAGGACCACAGUGAGAAGGAGAUUCAGAUUUUGGGUGAGAUCCACACUUUGCUCGGGGGGAUCAACGUCGGAGAGGACAUGCCUGAGGAGAGGGAAGAGGGCAGUGAAGAUUCUGAUGUGGAGGAGGUAGAGUUUAAGGUGCCAAAAAGUAAAGCCAAAAGGAAGGAGGAAGUUGCAGAGAUUGUCGCUCAAUCCCUAAAGACUUACAGAAGACAGAGUGUGAGGAGGAGGGCUCAGGAGGAGAGGGACAGCACCUCUGGUCCCUGGGCUGUCAAAAGCCCUGUGUCACCCCUACAUGUGAGGGCAGUGCAGAAGGACAGCAGAGACAGCAUAGACAGCACACAGGAACAAGCAGUAGACUUAGAAAGCAGCAAACUAGAGGAAUGUGAGGAAAAAAUGUCAGCAGCAAUGGGAGAAGAUAUUUCUGAUGUACCACAACAAAUGGAAGUUAUAAAGAUCAGUUCUGCUGACGAAGUGGAAGAUGAGGAAGAACUUGUAAAGAAUGGAAGAGACAUUCCUAAAUCUGUAGACAAGGGACAAAAAAAGAAGGGAAGGAAAGAGAAAGGAAAGAAGAAAAGCAAGAAAGAGAGUAAGGAACAUGAGAAGCUUGAAAGAAGUUUUGGAGACAUUAAAUGUCUGGAAGGAGAAAGCUACGACUCCACCCAGGAGAGUGUUGAAAUGAUGGCGUUUAAAGCUACGGCGUCAGAGUUGCUACAAGAUGUGGAGAAAUUCAUGCACACCACCAAGGAGGAAAUCCACGUAGACACAGACAAAGAGGAAAGCAAAAUGGACACAUCUGAAGCUAUGAAAGAAGUAGAAACUGCAGGAAAUGUUGAAAAUGGUGAAGACGACUCUUUCCAACCUGAGAUCACAGUCAGUGAUGAGGAAAACGAAGUGGAAAAGGACAAUGAAUCAGUGGAAGUCGAAUGUGAUGCCGACUCUGGGGAGCUUUCAGAUGCCGAAAAAGAAGAGUCACAGGAUACUAGUAUCAAUCAGAUGGAGGAGUCUCCAACUGUAGAAGAGCAGGGGCUUGCAGAUGUGCAGGAUGUUUCUGACUCUGAGGAGUCCGAUAGUGAUGAUGAGGGACUCACGUCAACGAUUCUGAAGCUGCGUCAAAAUCUUGUCGCUCCAACUUCAAUGGCAGAACCUGCUUUGGACCAGUCUGAGGUAAUACCUUUGGAAGUUGAGGGGUAUGGAAGUACAACAGCUGGAAAAGUUGUAUCGCAGUCAAUGGAGGAGGAAGAAGUUGUUGAGGAGGGACCAUCAGCAAACGUUGCAGAGAGCGGAGAAACAGAGAAAAAGACCAUCUUCAAGACACCAGUCUCACCGGCAAGAGGAAAGUCUUCUCCCGCGAGAGCUAACUUCUCUCCCUCCAAGGCGUCUCCUGUGAAAACUGCAGGGGGAGCAGCGUCGACUACAGCGCGAAAGCGGAGGCUGUCAACGGAUGAUGAGCUGAGGGAACUUGCGGCUGAGGUGACAGAAAAAAUUGCCCAGGAGAACAGCGAAGACGACGUGAAGAGCCUUGCCCCGUCCACGCCGCCUCAGAAGUCAUCGGACAAGCGCCGGCGAUCCAUGCUGGGACAGAGCUACGGCAAGUACAUCGAGAAACAAACUUUCCCCGACGUCAUCAUUGAUGAAACAGACACCGGUGACGUAGUUUCUGACCAAACCGAGAAAGUUGACGCUCCUGCAGACCUAACUUCAGCUGAAAAAGACCAAGAUUCACCUUCAGAGCACGAAAAUUUAGAAGAUCCAGACACUUUAAAGGGAGACAAGUCAGAGACUGUGUGUCCUGAUGAGAUAGAACUAGAAGAAUCUUCCAAGAUGCUGAUGUCUUCAAAAACGAGCGCCAAGGAAGCAAAGGCGAGGGAGCCAACCCCAAUGGUUAAGCGAGAGCGUCGCAAAACCGCCCAGCAAACCUUACAGCCCGUCGGGGAAGUUCCUAGCCAUGAUAGCGACAGCUCUGUGUCUUCUAGCAGCCGGAGAAAGAGUCUGCGAAGGAGGAAGUUGGAUCUGAAAGACGCUGAACAAGAAGCUGAACAGAGUAAGACAAAGAAGCAAAGUGUGAAAGUGUCGGAUGAAAUUACCGCCCAGGCAGAGGAGUCAGUGCAAAUCUUAGAAGAUAAAGAAAGUGAGGAAACUACGAUGGAGGUGACACCAACCGAAGAGACAGCAGAUGUGGAUAAACAGAAAGGAGAAGAGGAGGAUGACGUCACACUAGCACAACCCAUCAGUGACUCAGCAAGCUCAGAACAACCAGCAGAAAGUACUACAGGCAAGAAGAAGCAAGGCAAAGUGCUGCGGAUGGUAAAGACACCAACCCCGAAGAAGCACAAGGAAGAAGAGCAAAGGAUCAAGUUGGUGUCCCCCCAGGGUAGCCCCGAGGUACAGUUUGCGACGAGCGGUCACAUCGUGGUGAGAGUGAGCAGCGACUCUCCUGACCACAAGCCCGUGAUUUUGCACUCGCCGACCGGAGAACUCAUCAUCAAGGCACACAAUCCAAGAGUGGUGGUCGCCCCAGACCUCACCGGGGACCCCAAGAGGCUUGACUUUAACACAGGCACUGGUGAUAAACACGGAGGACAACCUGCUGCUGAAGAGACAGGCACCAAGGGAGAGGUAUCUUUGGCAAGCAUGGACGUCCCGAAGGGAAAGAUGGGCCUUAGAACCAGGUCAAGGUCACCCAUCCCUUCAGAUUCCGGUUCGAUGACUUCUGUGUCCUCCAUGUCUGAAGCAGGAAGCAAGUCUAGGAGGAAGAGUAGGAGAAGUUCAAGGAAAGUCGAGCCUGUUCUCCAAGAAGAGGGUGACGAAAAGGAUGAUAAGGACUUGACACUUGAUAUAUCUGUACCGAGUACCUCUGGGACACGUCCUCGAAGGAGCAAGGCACCUAAGGACAUUCUCUCUCAACAAACGCAGCUGGCUUCCGACUCUGAUCUGAGUGUGAGCUCACAAAGCAGUAGUAAAAGACGGAGGAGCAAGGCUGCUGGUGUUGCAUCUGACCAAGACGUCUCUGACAACCAGGGGAUCAGGAGAAGCUCAAGGAAAAGAGCCAAAGACAAGACAGGGUCCCCACCAAAGAAGCUGAAGACAACUGAAGAAGAAGAAGAUGUGGAGAUGAGACAGAUUCAGAAGGAGACAGACAGUGGUCCAGAGCUGAUUGUACUAGACAGCUCACCUGUCCAGGGGACCCAGGAGGACCAGACAGAAGCUGUAGGUACAACCAGGCCUGUGACAAGGAGCAGGGUUAAAAGAGAGUCAGAAAGCACGACAGUGUCUGAAGUGUGGUCUGAUGUGGACAUGUUUAGUCUGUCACCGCCUCACACCAAAAGAAGCCGCAGGCUCAAGGCUGUGCAUGAAACGUUGUCCAAUGCCUCCAGUGUGUCAGACCAGAGCGCUCUAGACUCAGAAACAGGAGGGGAGCAUCAGCGCUCGGACUCGCAGCUCACGCAAGAGGAGGUCAGAGCAUGCUGGGAAAAUCACCAGGUCUGCUGUGAUGGCUGAGAAAGAAGCGAAGAAGAGACUGAGCAUGCUCUAAGAGUGUCUCAGCAUCUUGAAGUCAACAUCUGGUGCUACAGGAAUGAAA